Molecule: messenger RNA, 741 nt
Organism: Morchella importuna
Lineage: Eukaryota; Fungi; Ascomycota; Pezizomycetes; Pezizales; Morchellaceae
Exons: 3
Coding region: 1-741 (246 amino acids)
Biological process (GO): vesicle fusion; endoplasmic reticulum to Golgi vesicle-mediated transport
Cellular component (GO): late endosome membrane; SNARE complex; ER to Golgi transport vesicle membrane
Molecular function (GO): SNAP receptor activity; SNARE binding
Source: RefSeq, a predicted model, not a curated record
AUGAAUUCAUUAUUUAAUUCUGCGCUGAAGCAGACGGCGUCGGUGAAGAAGGACCUAGCAAGCUUCGCAGAGUCUCCGGUCAGUUCAUCCCCGGCACUACAAGGCCAGAUAUCCGCGUCCCUAGCCUCGCUCGCGCGCACAAUCGAUGACUACGACUCCAUGGCACGCCGGGAGAUUGUCCCGGCCAAACAGGAAAAGGCGUUUCAGCGCGUCAAGAACUUCCGCAAAGAGAUGAGCGAAUUCAGGCAGCAGUUUGACCAGCUAAAGAGCGAUCGGGCCGAGAAGGAGCAUACAGUUGCCCGUGGAGAGCUGCUGGGUCGGCGCGGGCAUAGCUCGGCGACUCCGGAGAAUCCAUAUGCGAAUACCCAUACGAGGAAUCACUCGGCAUCGUUGCAGCACUCACCAUUUGCACCUGCUCCCGGAAGUGGGCUGGGCAUGGGAAGUGGCAGUAUGCAGAGGGAGGAUCAUGUGUUCAGAGAGAGGGAUUUUAUGAGUAGGACCAAUGACCAACUUGAUGAUUAUCUGGAUAGAGGCAGGGCCGUAUUGGCAGAUCUGGGAGAGCAGAGAGCGAUGCUCAAAAACACCCAGAGGAAGCUGUACAGUGUGGCCAACACCCUGGGGGUGUCGAGGGAUACGAUUCGCAUGAUCGAGAGAAGGGCCUCACAGGACAAGUGGAUAUUUUACGGAGGAGUUAUCGUCUUCUUCGUAUUUUGCUACUUGGUGCUGAGGUGGCUACGUUGA